Papilio polytes (common Mormon) is the source of this 5163-nucleotide messenger RNA. RefSeq lists its product as uncharacterized. The transcript has 12 exons. The record is from RefSeq and is a predicted model, not a curated record. Lineage: Eukaryota; Metazoa; Arthropoda; Insecta; Lepidoptera; Papilionidae. The coding region runs from base 20 to 3022 and encodes 1000 amino acids.
GCUAACUGGUGUUUGCAUAAUGAGUCUAGCGCGGAGGAGAAAUCGGUACAGCUAUAUGGUAAGAAAAAUAAAGGUUGUGGGCGCUUGUUGUUUGGUCUGUGCGUUGACUUGUGUACUCGUCACCAUCACAACAACCGUGAUUCAUAUGAACAAAUUGCAGACACUAAAGUUCUGCGAGUACACGAAGCUAACGAGGACCUGCACGUGUUAUUCUGUCGCUACAGACUCUCCGCACAGUGGUACGGAAGAAGAUGUGCGGUGCGUGUUCGAGGGCGUGUCGGAGUGUGGCGUGGUGCACGGCGCGCUGUACUGGUGCCUGCGCGGCGUGUUCGCGCUCUCCGUCAGCGCCGUGCUCGUCUGCAUCUUCAGCUGCAUGCUCGCCUACCAGCUGCUCAGCCAUGAACGUAAGAAGAUGUAUUGGGAGCAAUUAGAGCUACGAUGCAGGUCGCUGUACCGACCGCCGACCGGGCAGGCGACGCCUGCCGCGGGCAGACCCGUGCAGAACAAUUGCAGCUGUUGCGCUCAAUGCCACACCGCACAGCCAGCUUGGGAUUUUAGCUUGCAACAUCGGUUUUGGGCUCCAGGUCGUAUUGGUAAUUUGUAUUCUCCGAAUCCCGGCGCAGCAAGAAAGACUUCCCCGUGGAGCUGGUUUCCUUGGCCAAGGAGUAAUAGUCAAAAUUCCCGUUGCCGUAUGGGAGGUGUACCACAGUCCGGGGACAGUGCUUAUGGUUUCUGCGAGACCGACCAAACUCCUCAGAAUCCGACGCAACCGUACGAUGAACGUUCUUAUCCACCGAAUUUCAAUCAACCAUUUCAACGAGGACAGAAUUCGGGAAAUUUCUCACAAAAUCCAGCAACUUUUGCUCAAACUUCGGGAAAUUUUUCACAAACUCCUGGCAACUUUGUACAAAAUUCGGGUAACUUUGCUCAGGGUCAGGGUAAUUUUGGGCAAGCGAGUGGCUUCACUCAGGGCUAUCAGGAAGGAUUCGGCGAAGCGAGUGGAAGUUUUGAUGCCCAGACGGGAGUGUGGGGCCCGCCGCCGCCCUACAGUCCGCAGGGAAGGAGUGGUAGUAGACAUCAUCUUCAUCAUCAAGAUCCUGCAGCUGCUACCCUGCUUCAUCACCAUCACAUAGACGUUCAUAGGAAUUCCAUGCCUGUUCAUGAACAUGCCAAUAUGGCUAUCCAACCGCACACGUGCGCAAGAAGUUCCUAUUUAAUGCACACGAACGUACAAAUGAAUCCAGACGUGACUCGUAUAAACCCAGAAAUAAGUCGAUUGAACCCAGAAAUGGGCCGCAUGAACCCAGAAAUAAGCCGUUUGAAUCCAGAAAUGAGCCGUUUAAAUCCGGAAAUAAGUCGUAUGAACCCAGAAAUGACUCACAUGAAUCAAAUGUAUCCGACAGAUCCAAAUGAAAUAGCUCGGCUGCAAGCUGAAAUGGCUCAAUUGGGUCCAGAGCGGUUUAAUACACUACGAGGGCAUUUAGUACCUUAUAGGGGAUGUGCUAGGUCGUUAGGUAUGAGUGCAGGGAAUCUGCCUAGAGAUUGUCGAGUGGACGAUAACAUCGCUAUAGAAUGCUUGCAUCAGAAGAGUGCUAGUAAAGUGUCAGAUCAAAGCAGUGACUCCUGUCAGAAGCAAGGCAAGGAAAACUUGGGAUUCCAAAACGAUAAACAUUCUCCAAUGCGGGCAUCAAUGCAAGACUGCCGCGCGGCCAAUCAGAACGCGGAAUCUGAAGUUUAUUUUGCUGAUGUAUCUAGUUGCUGUAAUGUUUCAGUCAAGGCCGACUGUUGCAUAAAUCCGAAUGUAUCAGCCCUUGUCGGGACCAUAGAGAACCAUCCAGAAUCCACAUCGGAAUCUGACACGGGAUCAUUUACAUUAACAAGACAGCAGCGUCCACAACCACAAGUUGGUUCCAAACGUCGACCAAGACAGAGUGACAAACAUAUGAAAAAUCAAGAAAAAAUACGCCAAGACUUAAACAGUUCGGUCAGGUUAACAGAGCAACAAAUAGAGCAACUGAACAAUUCAAUGAGAAUGACUGAGAGGAUGUGUGACAGAAUGAAUGAUCCCAGAGUUAGUGACAGAAUGAAUGAUUCAAGAAUAAGCGACAGAAUUAACGAUUCCCGAGUAAGUGACAGAUUGAACGAUUCUAGAAUAAGUGAUAGAAUGAACGACUCUCGAAUUAGUGACAGAAUGAACGACGCUAGGAUAAGUGACAGAAUGAACGACGCUAGAAUAAGCGACAGAAUGAACGAUUCUAGAAUUAGUGACAGAAUGCACGAUUCCAGAAUAAGUGACAGAAUGAAUGAUUCAAGAAUUAGUGAGAAAUUCAAUGACUCCCGUAUCAGUGACAGGAUGAAUGAAGUUCGUAUGAGUGAACGCUUGAGUGAUUCUAGAGAUCGAUUAAACGAUUCUAGAAUUGAACGUCUUAAUGAUUCGCGAAUUGAUAGAAUGAACGAAUCACGUGACCGUCUGAACGAUCCACGAGUAGACCGUGUCGAUUCUCGAGAUCGUCUAAACGAUUCGAGGGUUGAUCGAAUCGAUUCCAGAGACCGGUUGAACGAUUCGAAGAUCGACAGAAUGAACGACAGUCGCAUUGAAGACCGCAGAAUGUCAGACUUGAACGCGAGUAUACGUAUAGAGGGUAGUCCUAAGGCGAGGGCUCAUAUUAGUCCAUUGCGUAUGCCUAGAACUAGCCCUAAAAACUUGCCUAAAGAUCAUCUCAGGCAAUCAAGUUCAGAUUCCAGUAAGCCAGAGUUCUUCGUGCCCCCACCACCGGUUCAUUCUCCCUUAUCUCCUAACACCGAGGAGUCUCUUCUCUCUGACGAAGAUGACAGAAGAAAGGAUAUAGUAUACUCCAAUGAACCGGAAACUUCAAAGUGCUUAGGACCUGAUUCUCAGUACGAGCCUGUUAGAGACGUGAAAGAGGAUAUUCUAAAAACAAGUCAUCACCAUUGCUACAGUGACACUAAUACAAUGGAUUCUGGUUGGCAGAGUGGUUCAGAAAAACAAGUCACAGAUUAAUAUUGUUGAAGGUCUCCAUGAACUUUAUUUUUGCUUACACUGGUAGAAGUAGACCUAGAUAGAGAUGGAUGGAUUGCGUGAAAGGUGAUAUGACCAAGAAGGGAGUGAUGACUGAUAUGACGGAUGAUAGAGUUAUUUGGAGAACAAAAACCCGGUAUGUCAACCGUGGAGAAGUAGAGAGUAGGAAAAGAUAGAGAGGAUGAUGAACGUUGUGUCUAUGACAUGUGUGUUUUCUGUUUCGACAUUUUUAAGUAGUUUGAAGGUCGAUUUUAAUGAUUAUUGUAAAAUACAACUAUAAGGAAACUAUACCUAUAUUAGGUGAUGAAUGUGUUCUCCUAAAAUAUUACUAAAUUCAACACUAUUUUAAAGUGAGAUACGAUAAAGAAUUCGUACAUUUUUUCAAAGAGUUUUCAUCAAUUUAUAAAGUUAAGAAUAGUAGAUGUGUAUUCCAUUUUUAUAAUCAUAAGGAGGUUUUUAGAGUAGAAACGUGUAACUCAUUUUAUUUAAGAGAUAUAAAAAAGAACACUGUCUGAUGAUGAUGAUCACUGAUUUUUACUUGGUCAUUUAUCUAUAUUUGUACAGAACAUAGCUCUGGCUUUAUUAAAUCGAAACACUUAUCUCGUAUGAUAUUAUUAUAUGUUCUUUUACUAAUUGUAUAGACCAACCAUAAGGAACCAACGGUCAAUGCGACUGGUACAUUGAUCUCUAUAGAUGGAUAGGUCAUAAGCCGUAUCUUGUGUCUAAAUGAUUAUCACCGGUUUGGCACUAACGGUAGCUAUAAUAGAGAUAAAAUUAACUAUCGGGAAUUAACAGCUUUUGAGGAGUCUAGCAAUAGACAUUGCCAGGCGACCUAUCCAUAUCUACAGAUCAGUGGUUUUAGACGUAAUAAUGUGUAACUUCGUUAAGUUAAACUGUUACUUUUAAUUUAGUUUUUUUUAAACUGUGUUACUGUAUGUUCUAUACAAUGAUUAUUGUGUUGUUUUGCCAACAAGAAACUAGAAUGUUUUUAGCAUUAUUGUUUUCGGUAAACUAUGCCAUCCGAAGUAUUUUGUAAGUAAUUAUGUCAAAAAUGUUUAGUUUUAACUUUACUAUAAUCAAAAUAUUUAUUCAUCGUAUUCAGAAACGCACAACUGUAGCAUUCCGUUACCUUCUUUGGUUAAAUCUAGUUGUAAGUAUUGUAAUGCAUAAAUUUCGAAUAAAAGAAAACCUUGCCAUUUAUCUGUAGGUUUUGUGCCAAUUAGUAAUUACUAGAUAUUUUGUGUCUAUUUACUUUUUUAAUUAAUGAUUUAUAACUAAUGUUUCUUAAAUAUUCAGGCGAAUUGUAUUUUUUAAAUGUAAACAAAUGUAUUUAUAUUGUAGUUUUAACCAUUUUUCUUUGGGAUAAAAAAUCAAUCUCUUAAUAAUUUCUACGGGCCUUCAGGCCUUUGACUUCAAAGCUACUUUUAUGUACGUUAUCCUGUAAUUUUUAAAUUGCUUUUUACUUGUAUUAUGUAAAUAGGACGUUAUUAGCAAAGGAUUACAGAUACAUUAAAAUAACUAUUUUGUAAAUAUCAUGUGAUUACUUUAACUGUUGCAGUCAUUUUUAACUGGCCACUAAGGGACUACAUCUUUGCUUAUAUUUCCUGAGAAUUUUAUACUACUCGUAAGUUAUAAAAUGAACUCUUUAGAGUGGCAGUUAGUUUUGCUAUUAUUUUAGUAGAUUUCAUUAAGUGCUAACUUAAGUUAUAAUCAAUCUAUGACUGUAUUAAAACAAAUGUUUGAUUUGUUACAGUUUUGUCUUAAAAUGAUUAGAUGAUUUCCCCUUUUGGAAAUAUAUUUUAAAAUAAUGUUUCAAAACGCAUGUUAUUUUUGCUCGAAAAUUAUAUAUUAGCUUGAAUGUUUAAUUGAUAUUUGUAUUCUUAAAUGUGCUGAAACAAGCAUUUUAAAAUCGUACCUUUGUAAGUUUGAAUUGUAACAUUUGUGGUUUAUCCUUUGUUUUACGAGAACGCACCUUAAAUAUGUACUUUUAGCAAAAAUCGUUUUUAUAUACCUUAGAUAUGUCUUGUGAUGUAUUAGAUAUUUCUUUAUAAUGUUUAUUUCAUUGAUUAGUAACUAUAUUAGAUUUAUCAGUUACAAUGAUUCUAUUAAAAGACUGAAAUCUU